Molecule: messenger RNA, 1205 nt
Organism: Cheilinus undulatus (humphead wrasse)
Lineage: Eukaryota; Metazoa; Chordata; Actinopteri; Labriformes; Labridae
Gene: tssc4
Product: tumor suppressing subtransferable candidate 4
Exons: 3
Coding region: 229-1110 (293 amino acids)
Source: RefSeq, a predicted model, not a curated record
GUAGCCGCUGGGGGCAGCAGUGUAUUGGAUGACGUCCACAGCAGCGACGGCGCAGCACCACCGAAGAAGACAUUGUUAUGGAGGACUGGCGGAUCACUGCAUUCCGUGGUCGUGACGCCAGCUACUGAUCGCCCUCAGGGAGGCGGAGCCUGGAGAAAAACAUCAGCCUGCAGAGAUCUGAUUGGUGGAGCUGUGGGUCCUCUGUGCUGAGCCAGCUCCUGAGAAGAGAUGUGUGACCUGGAAAAAGGCGACCUGGUAGAAGAUGAAGACGAACUGUCGGUCAGCGAUGAUUCUGAGCCUGAGGAGAGACCCAUGCUGGCGCCGUUUGACCCUGACCUGGACCACAGUGAUGAUGAUGAUGAUGAUGAAGAGGUCCGCGCUCCGGCUGGAUGCAGUGAGAAGUCUCAGUUCAGCCUGAAGGGGGGCGGCUCGGCCUUUUCCCACCGCACCCACAGCAUCUUUGACUGUCUGGACAGUCUGGCCAAGCCCUCCUCCUCUUCCUCCUCCUCCUCCUCCUCUCAGAACCAGCAGACUGACAGCGUUUUCGCUCGGCCUCAGGCUCCGCCCCCGAGCAGGAAGACCAGCCAGCCUCCACUCAGCCCCCCUAACCCUCCCAAGAAGAAGUGGACCCCGGAUUACCUACUGCACCCGGAGCGCUGGACCCACUACAGCCUGGAGGACGUCAGCGAGACGAGCGACCACGGCAACGCCAGGGCCGCCCUCAACUUCCUGUCCGCUCUGAAGGAGGGGAAGCAGGAGGAGCAGAGCGGCGGUGACUCGCCCGUGUGUGACCUCCAGCAGAGGAUGAUUUAUAACAAACCGAGCAGGCCGAGGAGAGAAGAAGCUACUGUGAGGAGCAGAGAGAAGGAGACGCGCCUCAGUCAUCUCCAGGAGGAGGGGGAGGAGGAGGGCAGGGAGACACGGGAGGAUGAAGGGAGGAGAAGAGAGGCAGAGGAGGAGCACGCCGAGGGUCGAACAGACGAGGAGAAACAGAGACUGGGAGAAAGAGAGCAGGAGGAGGAGAAGGAGGAGUCUGGUGCUGUUUUCACCUCCUUUAGGAAGAUGAACUCUAAGAACUACAGGAGGAGCUCAGGGAGAGAGGAGGACUGAGGAUUCAAAGCCUGCUGUGGGACAGAUGAACUGGUUUAAUAAUCUGGAUUCAUUCUUCCAUGUUUUAUUGUCAUUAAAGAUCUUAAGAAAAACAA